AUGGGCUUGCCCGCUUUUUCAGGCACUGCCAGUCACUCGGGAACCAUUGCCCCCGAGGCUCUCCGAAGCGACCACGAUGUGAUCGGCCAUCAUGGAAACGGCUCAACGUCAACUUAUCAGGACUUGGCAAUGAACGUCAAUGGUCAAUCUCACAGUCGAUCUCAAUCUUUGGCCGGAGGAGUGUCGGGCUCGUAUGGUCGGACAGAGUACUUGGCUGCACCGAAGGGAAUCGCAUCUGGCGCUUUUCUCGUUACGCCUUAUGAAGCAUUGGUUCAGGAAACUAGAUCUAGACGCUUCCAUGAGUUCCUUAACAUUGGUGACAUUGCUCAAGAGUACCCAAUCACGAAGACAACUCUGCCUCAAUACGUUCCACGCAAGUCUCGCAAUGAACUUAAGCGAGUUGCAUCUGGCAACGAGAAUCUCUUAGCACGGCUUUCGAAGAAACCCCCGAAAAAGUCUAAGAUCUCUGCACCAAAAGCAGCACGACCAAAGACUGCAGCGAACGCCCGAUCUCCAACAGCUAUCAAGGAAGAGUCGCCAGAGUCAUCCAGCGAGACCUCCUCAUCCGACGACGACUCGGAAUACGAAUCAUCAGAUGAUGAGCUCGAGAUCACCGAGCCAUCGCCUUUGCCAGCUUCGCGGCCGCAAGAGCCGUUGCAAGCCGUACGAUAUGAUGUCAUCAAGGCUCUCUGGCUACCCCAUAAAAAGGCCGCUGAAGCUGAGCAAAUUCGGAAUGCUCUUAAAGACUUCUGGGAAGUAGUGCGAACGAUCCGUGACCGCUGGAAGUCUGAUACUGCAGACCUGAAGCAGGCCGAAGAAGGCAAGAAAGAGAGCGAAGUCCCUCGACUGAAGAGUAGGGUUAAGGCUCAGCGAGACAUGAUUCAAAUGGCUCUGAAGACUGCCAUUGAGCAUGGUCAUCCGGACAUCAUCCGACUAUUCGGUGAAAAUAGGUCCCUUGUUUUCGUUUGCCAACAGUUCAUGGUCGACCGUAUCCGGGAAGCAGACUACAAUGGAGAACUGUCAAGAGCCGCACUCGAGUUGUUAUCUCGCUGCGUGACUAUGACGAGCGAAGCCGUAGAUGCGACAAAGCUCGAGAAGCCUCUGAACAUCUACACCAAGCGUGGAGAUGACCACGUGAAAGCCCUGGUUAAGAAGAUCCUGGAAAACGUCACCGCCGUCACGAAGUCGAAAUCCGAAGGAGUAGAGAAGCCUCCACCUGUUUCGGGCAAAGAUGUCAAGCCUAAGAUCGAGCCUGUACGCCGCCCUGCGCCCGAGCCAGUGGCGGGAAUCAAGCGUCGGGCUGGCGAAGCUGGUGCCCCCGGACAGGCACCGAAGCGGGUUGCGUCCGGGUCUCCAGCUCUAGGGACUACAGGAUCCAAUGCUAUCAAAGCUGCAUCUUCCACUUUAAAACGCCCCUCAGCUAUAACGGCUACUGCCGGAAAAUCGACGCCUUUAGUGGUUGGCGGUGCACCGAAGCCCAAAGCCGCUACAGUCGCGAAGCCUCCAACUUCUUACGCGGGCUUGCAGUCCGCGUCUAAGAAGCCAGGAGCCUCAAAAGCAGGGGCUACGGUUACCGGUUUACCAAAAGUGGCACCUAUUAUGGCUUCGAAAGACAGGAAGCCUGCUGCAUCAAGCGCAGCCGCAGCGCCUGCAAAGCCUGCUUUCUCCUUUGCCGAAACUAUGGCCAACCUAACGAAGCCCAAGGAGCCGGAGGUUUCCGCCAAGUCUGAAGAGAAACGGGCCCCAGAGACUGCUGAAGAGAAAGCAAAACGGCUGAGGAAGGAGGCACGUAGUCAGCUCCGCGUCACUUUCAAGCCCGAUGCGUCUCUUGUAGCUAUCAAAUACUUCACGCACGAUCCUGAGGAAGAGCUCGGUCACGAUGAGAGUAUGAUACGAGACGUAGGGGAUAGAGGAGGCGAAGGCCGUAUGUUCAAGCAACAUAAGGACAUGAUGGACAUUGAUGAAGAUGAUGAUUCACCACGAGAGGAGAGUUUCUACCCUUGGAAGGAGCCAUCCGCAAUCGACUUCAGCGUUGUUGACAUUGAAGAACGGAAACGAAACUUUAAGCCGUACGGCGGAGGCUUCAAGGAUCCUGAGUGCCCCGAUAAAGAAAAUCAGGAGAAACACGAAGCAAGUACGCUCAUGGUGUUCUACACUCAUCCAUCCGAUAUCCCACCGUCUCCGAGAGAACCACCCGACGACUCUAGCAUGGACACCGGCACCACGGCCGAGUUCGGUAGUCCUCCAGACUUCGUGCUAAGGCGAGCUGCUGCUUUCGAGCUACCAAAGUCCGAACCUCGGGUACAAGCACCUCCCUCCACAACCGACAUAUCAGCGGUCCUCAGCAUGUUGCGUCAGCAGCAGCCGCAGCCGCAGCCACAGCAGCCAAACCCUCCUCCACCACAACCUCAACCGACCGAUCUCGAGCGACUCCUCGCCACACUCAACAAUCCUGGUUUCUCAUCUGUCCCGCAAGCGCCAGUGGCAGCGCCAGCACCAAUGCCGGUUGUCCCACCGCAACCGCAGCCAGCUCAAGCGCCUGACCUGAGUUCACUACUCGCCGCCAUCAACCCUCAGGCAGCACAAGUGCAGCAGUACCAGCAACAGCCGCCUCAACCGUUCCAGCAGCCCGUCAUGUCCACACCGGACAUCAGCGCCCUCAUCGCAUCCCUCAGCCAAGCCGGCGCAGCCCAGCCCAGCUUUCAGCCACCAACGCACGGCUUCACAUUCCAGAACCAGCAGCAACAGGUCGAUCAGGGUGCGUUUGAACACCCGGAGCGCAAGCGCAUGAUGGAGGGCGGGUACGGCGAUAGCGACGGGGCCAACAACAAGCGUCCGAAGUGGGGCGACAAGAAGAAGGGGGGCUACGAACCGCCGAAGUUUGUCGUGCCGUGCAGGUUCUGGAAGGAGGGGAAGUGUAUCAAGGGGGCGAAGUGCACGUUUUUGCACGAGUAG
Messenger RNA from Coniosporium apollinis CBS 100218, 2955 nucleotides. RefSeq lists its product as uncharacterized. NCBI's taxonomy places the organism in Eukaryota, Fungi, Ascomycota, Dothideomycetes. The record is from RefSeq and is a predicted model, not a curated record. The transcript is spliced from 6 exons. Gene Ontology annotation, molecular function: metal ion binding. The coding region runs from base 1 to 2955 and encodes 984 amino acids.